Messenger RNA from Colletotrichum orchidophilum, 921 nucleotides. Its product is annotated as class II Aldolase and Adducin domain-containing protein. NCBI's taxonomy places the organism in Eukaryota, Fungi, Ascomycota, Sordariomycetes, Glomerellales, Glomerellaceae. The coding region runs from base 1 to 921 and encodes 306 amino acids. Gene Ontology annotation, cellular component: cytoskeleton. Gene Ontology annotation, molecular function: actin filament binding. The transcript has a single exon. The record is from RefSeq and is a predicted model, not a curated record.
AUGGCUCCGUCUGCCGUUGUAAGCGACACCGAUUCCAUCGAGGCCCGCACCGCCGCCAUCGUGUCCAAGGGGGCAUCGCACACCAAGCAUGGUCAUGAGCUCGUCAACAAGACGCCUUUGCAGGCCAUGUCUCACGGUGAUGUCGCCCUUGCUGGUAUCCCCAAGUUCCCCGACUUCGCCUCCCAACGUCAAUGGCAACUCGAACACAUGGCCGCUGCUUUCCGCCACUGGUACCGUGAGGACUACAUCGAAGGCAUGAGCGGCCACAUUUCCGUCAGGGACCCCGAGCACCAUGACGCCUUCUGGACGAACCCUCUCGGCAAGCACUUUGGUCUGCUAAAGGCCAGCGACAUGAUCCUCGUCAACCUCGACGGUGAGGUAAUUGGCGGCAACCGCUCCAAGCCCCCCAACACUGCUGGCUUCUUGAUCCACGCUGCCGUGCACAAGGCUCGUCCGGAUGUCCAUGCCGUGUGCCACAACCACAGCAUUCACGGCAAGGCUUGGUCAGUCUUUGGGCGCCGGCUGGAGAUGCUGACCCAGGACGCCUGCAAGUUCCGUGGCGAUGCUCACAGCGUUUAUAACAGUUACGGAGGUGUUGUCUUGGGUCCUGAGGAGGGUGAACUGAUCGCUCAGGCGCUGGGCCCCAAGGGCAAGGGCUGCAUCCUGCGAAAUCACGGCCUGUUGACGGUGGGGCACACCGUCGACGAAGCUGCGUUUUUGUACACUUCCAUGGAGCGCAGUUGUCGCGUGCAGCUUCUGGCUGAAGCGGCGGCGGCCAACGGUUUGGCAAAGGUCCCCAUUACGGAUGAAGAGGCGCAGUUCAACUUUGAUGUUGAGAGCGACCCAGAGAUUUGCUACUGCGAAUUCCAAGUUUACUACGACCUGGAGGAUGAGCUGACCAAGGGCGAUUUUAAGAACUAA